AGCCCUAGCCAGUAGAGAGGAGAGAGGGUCCUGAGACCGGAAGCCGAAAGCCGGAAGGAGGGCUGUGAAGACGUGUUCGGAGGAAGCCGCAGCCGGACCCGGCUGGGCCGGCGACAUGGAACCGCUGUACCAGCAAACGCACAAGCAGGUCCACCAGAUCCAGUCUCACAUGGGACGCCUGGAGACAGCAGACAAGCAGUCUGUGCACUUAGUAGAAAAUGAAAUCCAAGCGAACAUAGACCAGAUAUUCAGCCAGCUAGAACGCCUGGAGAUUUUGUCCAGCAAGGAGCCCCCCAAUAAAAGACAGAAUGCCAAACUUCGUGUUGACCAGUUAAAGUAUGAUGUCCAGCACCUGCAGACUGCUCUUAGAAACUUCCAGCAUCGGCGAUACGCAAGGGAGCAGCAAGAGAGACAGCGAGAGGAGCUUUUAUCUCGCACCUUCACCCCCAACGACUCUGACACCACCAUACCAAUGGAUGAAUCCCUGCAGUUUAACUCCUCCCUCCAGAACAUUCACCACGGCAUGGAUGACCUCAUUGGAGGCGGGCACAGUAUUCUGGAGGGACUGAGGGCCCAGAGAAUGACCUUGAAGGGGACUCAGAAGAGGAUCCUUGACAUUGCCAACAUGCUGGGCUUGUCCAACACGGUGAUGCGGCUCAUCGAGAAACGGGCUUUCCAGGACAAGUACUUUAUGAUCGGUGGGAUGCUGCUCACCUGUGUGGUCAUGUUCUUGGUGGUGCAGUACCUGACAUGAGCCAGCUAAGCCCAGCAGCUGGACGCCGUUCCUGCUGCAUGAGCGUGUGUGACUGUGUAUGUGUGCGUGAGAGAGAGAAGGGGGCCCAGGGGCCAUGUUUUGAAAUGUAUGUCCGUCUUAACUGUGAAAACCACUCAGAAGUCAUUGUGAUCUGUAACCCAGUGGGCGUUUCAAACCUGCUCUGUUUGUGACAUCUUGGAGAGGAUGCGAGUGCUACCAAGAUUCACGGUGCAUAGAAAAUGAACGGAGUACCUCUUCUCUUUUUGUCAUUCUCACUCUCGCUGGGGGUGGAAGUGAUGGAAUGGUAGGCGAUGAAGUAAGGAAAAGAAUGGCUUUGGUGGAUUUGUCCACGUACAUGAUGCACACCCCCGGAAGGCUUUCACGGUGACCCUUCUGGACAGGACUGUCCACAUUUUUGUCAUCCAGCUUUUCCAGCUCCGAAGGACAGGACAGAGCAGAAGCGGAGAGAAGGAGGGGAAAGAGGCCUUCUUUUCCUGCAUUCAUUAUAGUAAAUGGAUUCACAUGCAGCUAGCCACCCCACCCCAUAAUGACAUGCAGAUGACUGACCGCUCAUACUGUCACCCUUCCCCAGAAGCAGCUCCCUGGAGGAAAUGGGCAUUGGUGCUGUUGCUGACGAGUAAGAUUUUCUACAUUAUAGCUGUUGGGUGUUGCUCCUUUCUAAACUGAGGCCACUGUCAUUCUCUGGGCACGUGCAGUCUUAAGACUAAAGACCCUAGUUCAUGGAAUGGUUGGCUUUUAAGGUUCCAAGACUGCAGCCUGGCACCCAUGCCCAGGUUUUGUUGGGCUUUGACCCCUUAGAAAACAGCUGUGAGCAAAGGAUAGUGAUUUGUCCAUUACAGUCUCAUCUCUAGUUUUAACAUCUGUAACUCUUUGGAUCUCUUUUCGUGCCUGGAAAUAUAUUAGCAGCUGCCAGCCAAGCGCCCCUCCCUCCCCCUGCCCAGCCAGUGUGGGCAGGUGCCACCCUAAAACUGUCUCUGGUGUCCUUGUGAGACCAGACCCUUUUCCCUUUUCUGACAAACCCUGGAUUAAGAAUGGCAUAUCGUGGAAUUUAUUGUAAAAGCAGUCUGUCUGUUUUUGAUUAAUUGCUGAAAGUACCAGAAAAACCUGGUUAGCAUAUAUAUAUAUAUCUCGAUCACAGGCCCUCCCAGCCCUAUGCUCAGUAGCUUUAUGGCAAGACAAGCUAGCACUCAGAAUUCCCCAGACUGGAAACCUGGUCCAUAUUACUGCCACCUUUGAUUAUGUUGCCCCACCUACUGUCUUCUGUUUCUUUCCCUUUUCUGUGUGUGCUCCAUUCAGCUGCUCUUUUCACCUCCCACCUGUUUCUGUAGCAGUAUUGGUCUUUUAAGCAACAUCUGUGGCAUAGAUCCCCUUUUGAUAAAUGUUUCUGAUUUCACACUUUUGGUGGAAUCUCCAUUGCUCUGGCCCAUGGGUUUUCAAGGAAGGGGGAAUCCAUGACCCCUUCAUAAAAGAAUUGAAGGCCCUGACAGAAUGAAAAUGAUGGCUUGGAGGAUGGAGAGAGGGGUUGAGGCAUCUUCAGUCCUAGAUCUAAUUUUGGGGAGGUACAGUUUGAAAUUUCCCUCACAUCCAGCACCUCUGCCAUCCUCAGGACCCAGCAUAGGCCUCUUAGCAUUCCAUAAAAAUGGGUUUUUAAACUGCACAGACCUGGACUCUGGAAGAUCUUGCCAGACAGUACACUUUGGAAGAAGGUGCAAAAGGAGCAGCUAAGCUAUUUGGACUUGAACUCUGGGAGAGUAAAACUCGCCUGCCCACCCCCCUCUAUUGGCUGAUGUGACAUCUGUUUGCAGUGUGCACCACGGCGUUUCCACACUUGCCUUUAUAAUGAUUGUUAGCCUUCAUGAACCAGCAGUAGGGCCUUCCCCACCUUCAGAGUCAUUCUCCCAACUUUGUAAUAAAAACUGUGGAGGCAUUUUGUGGGUCUUCCAUCCUGGGUAGGGAACUGCAGUCACAGUGUGUCUGUGAAAAACGCCUAACUGAAUGCUUGUCUCCACAAUCCCAUGUAGCGAAGAGUCCGAGACCAGGACAGGAGCACCACCUAGUGGAGUCAGGGUGAAUUACCAGGUUGAGCUUGUGCGAGAAUCUCCAGUUGACAACCGGUGACCUUGUCCAGGCUUUUGGUAAAAGCUUUGCUUGUUGUGGUUUAAGACAAGUGGGGUGUCAAGGAACUUGGGAAUAUCUUCUUUCUGUGGAAUUUACUUGAGUGACCACCUUAAGAAAAGCCAAAUUUGAAGACCAAAUAAAUAGGAGAGUCUUGAUUUUUAUAGGUUUCAUUGCUGGCAUUUUUCCUAAGUCCUCUGACCUAAUGAAUUUAAAUGGGUUUUAUUUGCAAAUUUGGAUUUAAACCCAUUGUUUUUUAAACAUAUCGGUUAAAUAAAAUUGAGAUUUGUUUUA
Messenger RNA from Pipistrellus kuhlii (Kuhl's pipistrelle), 3184 nucleotides. It is a transcript of the gene GOSR2, whose product is annotated as golgi SNAP receptor complex member 2. The transcript is spliced from 6 exons. Lineage: Eukaryota; Metazoa; Chordata; Mammalia; Chiroptera; Vespertilionidae. Gene Ontology annotation, cellular component: SNARE complex; ER to Golgi transport vesicle membrane; late endosome membrane. Gene Ontology annotation, biological process: vesicle fusion; intra-Golgi vesicle-mediated transport. The record is from RefSeq and is a predicted model, not a curated record. The coding region runs from base 116 to 754 and encodes 212 amino acids. Gene Ontology annotation, molecular function: SNAP receptor activity; SNARE binding.